This is a messenger RNA of Indicator indicator, 1338 nucleotides long. It is a transcript of the gene MATK, whose product is annotated as megakaryocyte-associated tyrosine kinase. The record is from RefSeq and is a predicted model, not a curated record. Gene Ontology annotation, biological process: protein phosphorylation. Gene Ontology annotation, molecular function: ATP binding; protein binding; protein tyrosine kinase activity. Lineage: Eukaryota; Metazoa; Chordata; Aves; Piciformes; Indicatoridae.
AUGUCUGGGAAGCACUGGCCUCCUGGGACGCAGUGUGUCACCAAGCAUGACCACACCAAGCCCAAGGCCCAGGAGCUGGCUUUCCACAAGGGUGAUGUGGUCACCAUCAUCGAAGCCAUGGAGGGCAAGGGCUGGUACCUGUACAACGAGACAGGGCAGGAGGGGCUGCUGGCAGCCAGCACACUGCGGCAGCGAGGAGCCAUCCGCAUUGACCCCAAGCUCAGCCUCAUGCCCUGGUUCCACGGGAAGAUCUCAGGGGUGGAGGCAGUGCAGGAGCUGCAGCCCGCCGAGGAUGGUCUGUUCCUGGUGCGUGAGUCCGUCCGGCACCCCGGGGACUAUGUGCUGUGCGUCAGCCGCAGCGGCACCGUGAUCCACUACCGAGUGCUGCACCAGGACAGCACCCUCAGCAUUGACAGCCAGCACUACUUCUCCAACCUCAUUGACUUGAUUGAGCACUACAUGAAGGAGCAGGGAGCCCUCUGCACCAAGCUGGUGAAGCCCAAACUAAAACCUGGAACGAAGUCAGCCGAGGAGGAGUUGGCCAAAGCUGGCUGGUUGCUGAACCUGCAGCACCUCACACUGGGAGACCGCAUCGGCCAGGGCGAGUUUGGAGAUGUCCUGCAGGGAAGUUACAUGGGGCAGAAGGUGGCUGUGAAGAACAUUAAGUGCGAUGUGACCGCCCAGGCCUUCCUUGCUGAGACAGCUGCCAUGACGAAGGUUAGGCACAAAAACCUGGUGUGCUUGCUGGGCGUGAUCCUGCACAACGGCCUCUACAUCGUCAUGGAGUUCAUGGGCAAGGGCAACCUGGUGAACUUCCUGUGCACACGGGGCCGAGCUCUUGUCCCAGCCCAGCAGCUUCUGCUCUUUGCUCUGGACGUGGCUCAGGGCAUGGACUACCUGGAGUCCAAGAAGCUGGUGCACAGGGACCUGGCUGCCCGCAACAUCCUCAUCUCUGAGGAGAACGUGGCCAAAGUGAGCGACUUUGGCCUGGCCAGAGUCAACCCCAAGGGUGCAGAUGGCACUUUGCUGCCGGUCAAGUGGACGGCCCCAGAGGCCCUGAAACACAACAAAUUCUCCUCCAAGUCAGACGUGUGGAGCUAUGGGAUCCUGCUGUGGGAAACCUUCUCCUUCGGCCGAGCACCGUACCCCAAGCUGAGCCUGAAGGAGGUGAUGGAGCUGUUGGAGCAGGGGUACCGCAUGGAGCCCCCCGAGGGCUGCCCUCCCACCAUCUAUGCCCUGAUGAGGAGUUGCUGGGAGAUGGAGCCAGGCAAGCGGCCGUCCUUCAAGAAACUCGCAGAGAAGCUGCAGAAGGAGCUGAAGCACCUGAGGGAUGUUUAA